Molecule: messenger RNA, 2641 nt
Organism: Danaus plexippus (monarch butterfly)
Lineage: Eukaryota; Metazoa; Arthropoda; Insecta; Lepidoptera; Nymphalidae
Product: putative phosphatidate phosphatase
Exons: 6
Coding region: 150-1055 (301 amino acids)
Biological process (GO): signal transduction; phospholipid metabolic process; phospholipid dephosphorylation
Molecular function (GO): phosphatidate phosphatase activity
Source: RefSeq, a predicted model, not a curated record
GUGUCCCAGUCGACGCGCGCAUGCGCUGUGUGUUUGACGUGUGUAUUGUUGACAGUUCGUCCUCUUUUGUUGACGUUUGGUUAUGUUAGUAUUAUAGUUUCGUAAUUUAAAAGUCCGUUUUUAAUCGAAGUAAGUUAUUGGUUUCCAAAAUGGAAAGAAAUGAACGUAAAGCGAACUCUCGAAAUCAUUCAAUCACUAUAGAUCGUGAUUCGAAGUUUAUCUUGCGAAAAGUGUUAUUGGAUUUCGCGAUAUUAUUUGUCGUCGGUUUUUUGAUCCUGGUGUUCUACUUGUGGGGUACACCGUACGAAAGAGGCUUCUUCUGUGACGAUGAAUCGUUAAAGCAUCCAUACAAGGAUUCGACUGUCACGAAUCUGAUGCUGUACAUCAUUGGGAUCGGCCUACCAGUUUUAUCGAUGUGUCUCACGGAAUGGAUCAGACUCCGUGACUACAAGGGCGGCCGGUCUAGGAUGAUCCUGGGUAAGGAAGUUCCCGCCUGGUUGUGGGAGGCCUACAGAGUGGUCGGUGUGUUCCUGUUCGGAUGUGCCUGCCAACAACUCACCACAGACAUCGCCAAGUACACCAUCGGAAGACUUAGACCGCAUUUCUUCGACGUUUGCAAUCCAGACAUCGACUGCUCGUUGCAGGCGAACAAGUGGCGUUACAUCGAGAAGUUCACGUGCCUUGGGACCGACACCAAGCUGAUGAAGGAGAUGAGGUUGUCCUUCCCCAGCGGUCACUCUUCCUUCUCAGCAUACACGAUGCUGUAUUUUGCGAUGUACCUCCAAAAGAGAUUCACUUGGCGCGGCUCGAAGCUGUUGCGACACGGGAUUCAGUUUCUGCUGGUGAUGAUGGCUUGGUACACGGUCAUGUCGCGCGUAUCCGACUACAAACAUCACUGGAGCGAUGUUUUGGCCGGCUUCAGUAUUGGACUUCUGUUCGCUAUUAUUGUGUUCACGUUCGUAUCUGAUCUGCGUAAGACUCCUCGCCGUCAGACAUCCAAUCAUCACGACAACGAGCUCGCCACAAACGGAAACACACGCCCGUGGAACGUCUGACACACGGACACACAGACGACCUCCAACUACAUGUGAUGCGAUAUGACCUUUCCAUACACACGGGAUUCAUGUCGAUAUACAAAACUACCACAAGUUUGAAACGAACUGAAACAUAGUAUCGUUUUCACUCACAAAACUUCGCAAGUGAUAGUAUCAACGUAGUUAUACGAAUGAAAAGUACAUAAAUACUUUUUAUAAUAAAUUCGGGCAAACUUGUGGUAAGGAUUGUUGUGGAUGUCUUAAACGUCACUAUCGGCGUAACUUGUCACUUGGCAUAAUAGAAACAGCAUAUACUUUAAGCAUAGCAGCUGUAGUGAAAUAAAAAAAAUGUCUGUCAGUUAGAAGAGAAUGAUUUGACUGAAUGUACGUUAAAUUGUAUAUAUAUAGUAUUUUUCAUGUUUAUAUUUAUAUUUCUUUAUAUUACUUCGCAUAUUUUACGCCUACGUAACUCGUAUCCCUUCUAUAAUAUUAAGAUUUUUACACAGUCUAUGUUAUACAAUGUAAUCGCAUUAAUUUAGUGUCAACAAAAUAAUUGCUAUGGGGUUCAAUGAACUCUGAAACACGAUUUUCGUGAUACAUAUAAUGUCUGGCGUCUUCCAUCUAUUCUAAUCUACCAAAAUCUUAAAAAACCUCACCAGCAAUUACAUCUGUAAAUAUGUUUUUCUUAGAAACACCGUCCCCAGUGUGUUCAUGUACAUUUCUUAUUUUCUUUCACCGAGCAUAAUAAUACUAACAUAAUCUUCGCAAUUUCUGUUUGUAAUAGUUUUAUUAUAAGACGUAACAAUUUUUUUUACAGUAAUAAAAGACUUAAGUGCAAUAAUAAAUAUCACAUUGACAGAAACCUGUACGGAUAAGUUCGCUGACAGCGGAAAUAUUUUUAAUCUGUGAAUGUAAAUUUAUUCGAGAACAAAACUGUGCUAUGACAGAAAAUGGUUAAAGUGACAAUUCAUUUUAUGUAAUAACAUUUAGCAAAAACAAUUGUAGCACUAAUAUAAUAUUCUGCGUCGGUACAAUUAUAUUAAGAUUUUAAUAUUUCUAAACGAAUUCGGUUGCAUUUACCGCUAAAACAAUAUAGAGUGCACAGCUAAUCUAUUUAUUGGUAGACUAAAAAUUCGGUCUCGGAGACCGGCUAUGUAUUUUUACUCUGUGAUAUAGAAAGGUAAAUAAAAAAAAAUAUUACAGUUGUUUUAGUUGUAGUUAUAUAUAUCAUAGGUUAUUUAAAAACUUAUUUAUUGUAAAUAAUUCUUAUAAAAGUUUUUGCUCUGAAUUUUAUGGCACUAUGAAGUAAGGCUUAUAGGAGUACAACGAAUUUUUUAUCACAUACAUAUUUAAUACCUACCGUGCCUCUAAAUUUAGACUUAGCUAGAUUUUAAAAAUAUUCUGUGUGUGUUGAAAUUAUAUUCAAAGAUGUAUAUUUAUAGUUGUAUUAAAUGUAUUUUAAGAAAUUUACAAUCAAACAAAACUUUUAAACCUUUACAGUGGAUUACUGCCACUGCAUUGCACUACUUUAUUUGGCAGCUAUUUAUUGAUUAUAUUUUAUAUUGUAGUUAGGUUUUGAGCAUAAUAAACACGUUCAUAUUAAAUAA